AUGGCCGUCCUCACGCCUCUUCCCGCUAUAUUCUCUCAGCGAAUGUCGCGACUCCACCGAUAUGUCAUGGAGGCUACCGACCUCAGGCUGGGUCGUCUGUCCGAGUAUCUACAUACGCUCCCUACAAUAAAGUAUUUCGCAUGGGAGCCCAUGGUCGUUGAUAAUAUCAACACAAUUCGUCAAACCGAACAGCAAAGGAUUUGGAAACGCAAUGUGGCCUCCAUGCUCGUCUCCAUGACUGGAGACUUGAUGUCCCUCGUGAGCCUACUUGCCAUGUUCGUCUCUCUUGUGUUGUUCACAAAUACUCCUUUGCGUGCACUCAUGGCAUUCACAUCUGUAGCCAUCACCGAAACAUUGCGAUCGCAGUUCGUCUGGUUGUGCAAAGUAAUCCAAUGGGUUUCUCAGGCUCGCGGCUCGCUCAUUCGGGUUGAUAGCUUCCUUGAGGCGACCGCGGAACGACAGCGCCAUCCGCACGGUCCGCCAGAGUUGCGGGAUGCCACUAUGCGAUGGUCUGAACACUCCUCCUUUAUGCUGCGUGAUGUUUCAGUCUCUUUCCGCCUGGCGGCCCUCAAUGUGGUCAGCGGAGGGACAGGAAGCGGCAAGUCGCUCCUUCUACUAUCUUUGCUAGGCGAAACGAAUCUUGCCAAUGGACUUAUCACAUGCCCGGAUGAUGUCGCCUAUGAUCCUCAGACGACAUGGCUUCAGAGUACUUCGGUCCGACAAAACAUCAUCUUCUAUAGCGACCAUGAGCAAGAACGUUACAAUUCCGUGUUGCAUGCCUGUGACCUCUCGGAUGACCUGGGCCGUUUGCCUCUAGGCGACUUGACAUAG
This is a messenger RNA of Clonostachys rhizophaga, 831 nucleotides long. Lineage: Eukaryota; Fungi; Ascomycota; Sordariomycetes; Hypocreales; Bionectriaceae. The record is from the annotation of a GenBank genome assembly.